Messenger RNA from Eurypyga helias (sunbittern), 495 nucleotides. RefSeq names its product cirhin-like. Gene Ontology annotation, biological process: maturation of SSU-rRNA from tricistronic rRNA transcript (SSU-rRNA, 5.8S rRNA, LSU-rRNA). The annotation marks the transcript as partial. The record is from RefSeq and is a predicted model, not a curated record. Lineage: Eukaryota; Metazoa; Chordata; Aves; Eurypygiformes; Eurypygidae. The transcript has 4 exons. Gene Ontology annotation, molecular function: RNA binding. Gene Ontology annotation, cellular component: small-subunit processome; t-UTP complex; 90S preribosome.
CCCACCUACAGCUGCGCAGUGACAGCCCUCGCUAUCCACCCUGUCACCAACAACCUUGUUAUCGCCUACUCAGACCAGCAGCUGUUCGAGUUCAGCAUCCCCGAGAAGCAGUACACGGCCUGGAGCCGCAUGGUGCAGAACUGUGGGCUGCACAAGGUCUGGCUGGAGAGGGACACGCCCAUCACCCACAUCACCUUCAACCCCAAGAACCCGUCGCACAUCCUGCUCCACGACACCUACAUGUUCUGCGUCCUCGACAAGUCCCUGCCCUUGCCAGACAACAGUGCCCUCCUGAUGAACCAGAGCACCCUGAAGCAGCUCCCGGAGACUGCCAGGCAGCGGCAGCUCCACGCCUUCAAGAUCUGCAAGAAGUUCCAGCCCCUGCUCUUUGCGGAUCUGCUGGAUGAGAACUGCCUGGUGAUGGUGGAGAGGCCCAUCAUGGACAUCAAGACCCAGCUGCCGCUGCCCAUCCAGCAGAAGAAGUUUGGCACCUGA